Messenger RNA from Brassica napus (rape), 1867 nucleotides. Its product is annotated as OVARIAN TUMOR DOMAIN-containing deubiquitinating enzyme 9. The record is from RefSeq and is a predicted model, not a curated record. The coding region runs from base 617 to 1636 and encodes 339 amino acids. The transcript is spliced from 11 exons. Gene Ontology annotation, biological process: protein deubiquitination. Gene Ontology annotation, molecular function: cysteine-type deubiquitinase activity. NCBI's taxonomy places the organism in Eukaryota, Viridiplantae, Streptophyta, Magnoliopsida, Brassicales, Brassicaceae.
UAAAGGAUUCGAAUAUCUUAGCGAAAGCGAUUACGUAUCUUAAAAAAAAAUAACAAAGAAAUGAGAUGUAAUUCGUUUAACUAAUGAUAGAGGCAUUCUCUAGCAAACCAGCAGCUCGUACCUCAGCAUGAUAGCGAUAUUAACCUAUUAAACUAAUCCAAAAGGUGCUGACAAAAAAAAAACUAAUCCAAAAGGUCAUUGACCAAUAUACAAACAUCUGUUAUCCAAGGAAAAUAAUUACAAUAUAUGGGAAACAAAUGGAAAUCAGGUAAAUUUUACGGAUUUAUUAUCAUAUAAUAAUGGUUAGGGAGUAAGCUUUAGAGAUUAACACUAUUUUUAAAAAGAAGACACGUGGACGAAUCGUAACGGGUUACGGGAAAAAGAGCGGGGGGGGGGUUUAAAGAUUAACAAACCGCCUCCCGAUAAACCAACAACACGACGGUGUGAAACGGCUUUUAAAUAUCUCUGCCGUCUUCCCGAUCGCUCUUUCGUUUAUUCUAUUUCAACGGUUGCGAUUCUCUCUCUCCCUCCCUCCGACCAAACCCAUCUUCGAAACUCAAUACUACACGCAACACCAAACCCCAAAGACUCGAUCUUUUUUGGUUCUUUGAGAUUAAUGGGGUAUAAUAACCAGCCUGAUCCAGAUGCUGUUCGGUGGGGUCUACACGACCUCGAGGUUUGUACACUCACAAACGCUGGCUCUUGCCGCAGCGUAACGCGUUACGAGACGGAUGGUGUAGCUGAUCAAGGCUAUGUUAGAGAAGGUUACAACAACAACCAGACUUUGACUGGUAGUUAUGUCGACAAUGAUGCUGUCAUCGCUCAGUUUUACCAAGACGAGUUGUCUAGAGUUGAUCGAGCUGAAGCAUCUAAUGAUCCUAGUCGAACUUCAGUUGUUGAACAAGAAUGGCCUCCUCACCCUCGUCAAGGGGAAGCCAUUGAUAUUUCUCAUGAAAGAGAUGGCAUGGAAGAUAAGAACGUUGCAAGGUUAGGGAAUCAAGGGGAGGGAAGUUCCCCAGGUCGUGAUGAUGAUGAAUCAGUUUGUUCUAUAGAAAUAGAAGAAGAGUCUUGGUCUGAGUUUGGGAAGCGACUCAACCACAUGAUUCCUAUUGCUCAUGUGCCUAAAAUCAAUGGAGAGUUACCGUCAGAGGAUGAACAGGUUUCUGAUCAUCAACGGCUAUCUCAGAGAUUACAGCUUUAUGGCUUGGUGGAGAACAAGAUUCAAGGAGAUGGAAACUGCCAGUUUCGAGCACUAUCAGACCAGCUUUACCGCUCUUCAGAGCACCAUAGUGCUGUUAGAGAACAAGUUAUUAAUCAGCUUGCGUAUAAUCGAGAGAUGUAUGAAGGCUAUGUUCCAAUGGCGUACAACGACUAUCUUAAAACAAUGAAACGGAAUGGAGAAUGGGGUGAUCACGUGACUCUUCAGGCUGCUGCGGAUUGGUUUGGUGUUAGGAUGUUUGUGAUAACUUCAUUCAAGGAUACAUGUUACAUUGAGAUCUUGCCACAUUUGCAGAAGUCCAAUCGCCUUAUAUGUUUAAGCUUCUGGGCUGAGGUUCAUUACAAUUCAAUCUAUCCUGAAGGAGAGCUGCCGGCACCUGAGGGCAAGAAGAAGAAGAAGAAAUUUUGGGUUUUCUGAGCUCUCUUUCUUCUGAAGGGAGCACAAAGUUGAGGAAAGAAGUCUUGAGUACAUCAUCAUGUUUAUUCUUUUUUACUAACGUAACUUAGAAUCUAUAGAGCAAUAUGAUCUUUGUAUAUACUGAAUAUAAUCCCAUCAAAGUAUUAACCAUGGAGACCCGUAGUGUGUUGAAAAGCUGUACUUUUUAUAUAUGUUGGAAUAAAUCGAUAAAAGGAAGGUUACAGUGUGUAA